This is a messenger RNA of Sphaerodactylus townsendi, 688 nucleotides long. It is a transcript of the gene GEMIN7, whose product is annotated as gem nuclear organelle associated protein 7. Gene Ontology annotation, cellular component: SMN-Sm protein complex. Gene Ontology annotation, biological process: spliceosomal snRNP assembly. Lineage: Eukaryota; Metazoa; Chordata; Lepidosauria; Squamata; Sphaerodactylidae. Bases 258 to 635 code for a protein of 125 amino acids. The record is from RefSeq and is a predicted model, not a curated record. The transcript has 2 exons.
UGUUUGCCCGGAGUCAUAGAGUUUUAAGUUCUUCUGAUACCAGAGCGGAUGAAAGUGAGCGACAAAACACAGAAAGGGGACACUGGAGGGUUUUCUUGCUGCAAUGAUGUAUUUCCGGGUUAAGCAGUGCCCCCUUCCCAUCGUUGGUUUAAGAACGUGUUGGGGGUUGGGUUGGAGAUCACAAGUUUUGAACCGGGGAUUUAAGGGUUUCCAUGACGACGUGAGCGGCACCCAACAGGCCCGGGCAGGCUUCUACAAUGAAGACGCCAGUCGCCAUCAUUCGUCUGCCCCAUGGGCCAGACGGGACGCGUGGCUUCGACCCCAGCUCUCCCCGCUUCCAGGAUUUGGGUCCCAGCAAUCUGUCUUCCUUGGUCACCGCAAACCCGGCUGAGCUGGAGCGCGAGCAGGAAGGGCGUGUGGCGCUGCGGAAACGCUACCUGCGUAGCCUGCUGGCCAUGACCGGCCGGCCCGUCAACUUCACGAUGUACGAAAAGGUCAACGUCGGGGCACUGUUCGGCGCAUCCGACAUUGAUAUCCUGAACUUCCAGGUGUCUGAACUGAAGACUCCGCUGGGGGUGCAGAAGGAAGCCCUCCUCCGCUGCUCGGAUAUCAUCGCAUACUCCUUCGAGCUUUAAGGAGCUUACGAGCCGCUCCCUGCCUUUUGAAUAAAGAAUCUGUGCUAGACGAA